Mercenaria mercenaria is the source of this 2576-nucleotide messenger RNA. RefSeq lists its product as uncharacterized. The transcript is spliced from 2 exons. Bases 110 to 2164 code for a protein of 684 amino acids. The record is from RefSeq and is a predicted model, not a curated record. Lineage: Eukaryota; Metazoa; Mollusca; Bivalvia; Venerida; Veneridae.
UCAAACAGAAACAGGAAGUAAAAAAGGAAAGACCAUAACUCUGCAUUACAAACAUCCGAUCUGAAGAGGUUAAUAAAAAUCAGUUUGCUUAUUUGAAACCAAACAAAGAAUGUUUCAAGCACCAGAGUACAUCGAGUCAGUGUCAGUAUUACUGUCAGAUGUUCUUUCUGAUAUAGGAGUAGAUGAGAGGAUUGUACUUAAGAGAAGAAGGGCAGCUUUACUUGCUGAAUCUAUGGAAACAAGAUCAAUACAACUACAGGGUGACAAUGCUACAGCAUACUGCUUUGGCAGCCAGUCAGAGGGCACGACAACACUGCAACUUGAUUCAGACAUUGAUCAACUAUGGUGUUUCAAUGACUAUAAUGUGAUACAAGAUAGAAGUGACUGGAAACCAGGUGUAGCAAAUUAUCUGAUGAUCCAGGAUGAUACUGUAUCACCUGGCUAUUGUCUUCUGCAACGUCUGAGAAAUGAUACUCCACUUCCGUAUCAUACUUUUCAUGAUAAAUAUUUUUCCAGUAAAAGAAAAGGAAAAGUAUUGGGUGAAAGAAAAGGAAAAAUAUUGAUACAAAAUACAUUCUUGUCUGCAGUAGCAGGUGCUGUCCAUGGAGGAGUAAGACACGGUCCAGCACAAACAUUACCAGAACAACCUGGGCACAGCAAUGUGGACAUUGUUCUUGCUUUCCACUGUAAAUCCUGGCCUCUACAAGCAAGGCAGUGGCUAGACUGGCAAGGUGUGGGUCAGUGGCCUUCAGCUGACAUGAGAAGAUACUGUGGCAGUACUGGAUGUUUCCUCGUUGCUGUUGGAAGCAAGGGCAGUCAACACGAGGAACUUGAAUGGAGAAUAUCAACAUCCCUAGCAGAAAGAUGCUUGAUGUUCAAUCUCAAUAUUACACAGAUCCGAUGUUAUGUCUUGAUGAAGAUAAUAUUGAAAACCUUUAUCAAGCCAUAUUUUGAAGAUACCAUUUCAAGUUUCAUGUGUAAAACAGUUAUGUUUCACUGUAUUGCAAAUACACAUUCAAACAUCUGGAAAGAAAAUAACAUACUUGGGUGUCUGUCAUUGUGUUUAUUUGUCCUACACAACUGUAUUUUGAAUGAAAAUUGUCCACACUUUAUCAUGCCUGGAAACAAUUUGAUGAGAGGAAAUAUACCACACACAGAUAAACCUUAUAUUCUGCAAAAAAUAUGUGAUGUUGUAAGUGGUAGGUGUAUAGCAUUAUUGGAGAUUGAGUGUGCAAGUCUUGGUUUAAGGCUUCAGCUUAAAAUGAAUAAUUUAAGCUCAUUCAAAUCAAGUGAUAUUGUUUCAGGAUAUAUAUUAAAGACACUUGCACGUGAAACUGAUUUUAUCAUAAGGUCUUGUAUAAUUUCUAUCAGCAACAGUAGUAACGAAGAAGCUGUACAAACACUGCUGAAGUAUAUUUUUAAAUUAGUUGAUACUUCUCAUCACUGUGUAGGAGUGGACAAAACAGCAUGCCGUCUUUUUGCACAAAGGUUCUGUACAUCCCUGGGAUCUGCCCUAGCAUCCCACAGCAUUCAUUUGGACAAUGCAGUAUCAGCAGAAGCUCUCACCUGGAUCACCUUGGGUUUGAACACAGACGUUUCAUCUGGUAAACUGAAGCUUGCAUCAAUCUAUUACUGUGUAGGGAAUAAUCGGAAAACAGAAAUUACACUUAGGAAUAUUGAAAGAAGCUAUGACCUAAACACUGUUGAGCCUAUUUGUGGUUGCCAUCUUUACAUCAAUCAAGCUCCAAGAAAAGGAUUUAACACAGUAUCUAAUGAUCAUAAUGAAGAAGCUAUACAGCACAUUACAGCAUUCUGUGUUAAAUUUCUGCCAUAUGAAAUAAAAUGUGUUCCACAUGAACUACAGUAUGAAAUGUUUAGAUCUUCGAAAGACACUCUACAUUUCAGACCCCCAGAUGACUACUGGAUAAAAUUGACUGUGGUUGAUUCUCUCCCUUACCUCUACUUUCUACAAUACAAGACCUAUAGAUGUCUUGGGAGACAAGAUGAAAAGAAAAGAGCACUAUCUACCCUUCUCAGGACAAUUGACCGAGAACCAGAUCUUGGACACAGGGAAACAGCCUUAAAUUUACUAGGACAAUGCAUGGAACAAGAGGACCGGGCUGAAGAUGCUUUGCGCUGCUAUUUAUUAUCCUUAAGGAGGUAGGUUACCUUUAUAUUUGUAUGUGCGCAUGUCCAACCGGAAGCUAGCGUGACGAUUUACGACGACGUUUACGACAAACUAAAUGUCUUUGUAUAUUCAUUCUUCUGAAAACAAAUCAUAGACCUGUCUUCGAUCUGACGCUUUAUGGUUAAAUAAUGCAGAAAUAAUGAAUAAAUUGCCGCAGAAACGCUUCAAAACAAUGUUGCCUUAAAAUGACGUCAUUGACGUCAUGACGUUACGUGUCAGUUACCGCGCAAAAUUAACAGCUUUUAUCUUGAAAGUACGUAAUUCUGUGCAUUUUCUUUAUUCAAACUAUUUUCAAAUAACCAUUAUUUGCUGAAAUAUUUUUUAUGAGUCUUUUGCUCUGAAUAAUAAUCAAUAUUUUGCUUCUUUUAUGUAGUUAUAUUGAAAUGUU